Lagenorhynchus albirostris (white-beaked dolphin) is the source of this 2313-nucleotide messenger RNA. RefSeq names its product centromere protein O (gene CENPO). The transcript has 9 exons. NCBI's taxonomy places the organism in Eukaryota, Metazoa, Chordata, Mammalia, Artiodactyla, Delphinidae. The record is from RefSeq and is a predicted model, not a curated record. Bases 199 to 1161 code for a protein of 320 amino acids. Gene Ontology annotation, cellular component: Mis6-Sim4 complex; kinetochore.
CCGGAGGUAAGCGGCCGUGUGCGGGUGGUCCCGGUGAAUGUGCAAGGCCGCGGUGGCUGCGUGACAAGCCUGUGCUACCAGUGCUCCCGCUGGCCAGGAAAACGGCGCCUGUGAUAGAUCCUUUCGUAACACCAGGACAGCCCUAUUACUGGUGCUUGGACAGCUUUCUAGCAAGGCUCUUGGAAAUCUGAGGAGGAGAUGGAGCUGGCGAAUACUCUAAGUCAAGACGGCGAGUCCGGAGGAGGUGUUUUAGCUCACUUGGAAAGACUAGAGACUCAAGUGAGCAGAUCCCGUAAAAAAAUGGAAGAGCCACAGAGCGCACAGGCAGAGGAAAGUGCUCUUGGAACCAGGAUUCAUGAACUGAGACGUCUGCGAGAUAAGCUGAGGGCUGAAGUGAAACAACAUCAAGCUAGUUUAAACUUCUUAAAGUCAACUUUGUCAAAUAUUAGUAUCACUACAACAGCUCUUGUUCUUGUUAAAGCAUCUACUACCAAUGUAGAACCCGACCAAACAUUAGAGAUUACUGAGCAAGAAAGUUUGAAGAGAAAAUGGGAAAACGUGAAAGCCAUUCUGCAGGCAUAUCGUUUUACAGGGAUCAGUGGGAAACUGACCAGCCGAGGAGUCUGUGUCUGCAUCAGCACUGCUUUUGAGGGGAAUCUGCUGGAUUCCUAUUUUGUGGACCUUGUCAUGCGGAAACCACUUCAGAUACAUCACCAUUCGAUUCCAGUCUUCAUUCCCCUGGAGGACAUAUCUGCAAAAUACUUACAGACUAAUAUUCAGCACUUCCUGUUCACUCUCUGCGAGUACCUGAAUGCUUACUCUGGGAGGAAGUACCAGGCAGAUCGACUUCAGAGUGACUUUGAAGCCUUUCUGGCUGGGCCUUUGCAGAGAAACUCACUGUGCAACUUGCUGUCAUUUACUUACAAAGCGGAGCCGGAAGGCCAGUCCUUCCCAUUUUGUGCUAGACUGCUAUAUAAGGACCUCACGACAACUCUUCCAACUGAUGUCACUGUUACUUAUCAAGGGACGGAUGCAUUAUCCACCACACAGGAAGAACAGCGAGCAGCCCAUGAAAAUCUGUUUUUUACAAAGCCCCUACAUCAAGUGUUUACUUCAUUUGCAAGAAAAGGAGACAAGCUGGAUAUGAGCCUGGUCUCCUAGAAUAUUAUUUUCAUUGGGAACACAUCAGAAGUAAAAGGAAAUAUUGCACUUUCUGCUCUCAUGACUAAGGUGACUGACUGGGGUUCCAGAAGAACCUUUCAAGAUUAUCAGGACGAGGCCCAUUUCACGUAACUCGGACCACAGAGGCAAGCAGGUCUUCAGACGGAAUGCUUCCAAGUUCUAGCUGGGGACAGAGCAGCUGCCAGCCCUGUCGGAAACAGAGCUGCCCCACCUGUGCUCCCAGCCGGGCCCAAAGGCAGCAGCCUUGUUCCGCCUCUGGUACAUUCCUGCUCACAGUGGCCACGGCCUCUCUGGGGGAGGAGGGCUGGUCGAGACCAGGGCUCUGGAAGGAUUACUCCAAUACUAUGCCUAAGAGCCCUACUCUCUGGGGAAGCUACAGGCACUACAGGCACACCAAGGAAUAGUAUGGCCGCCCUCAGAGCUCACACAUCCAUAAACAAAUGAAGGCUUGAGAUUUUUAAACCUAACGUCUACGUGAGUGUGCACCUCAACAGCUUGGGAAUGCUGGGACUUGGUCACUUGUCCUUUCCCAAGGCCUGCCUUUGAUUCCAGAAAAUACACUCUCCCUCCCGUGUGGACUCUCUUGGGGCUCGAGGCCGUUCAGGAGUUGUCUACUACCUGGUGGGGCAGUGUAACCGAGGAGCCAUUAGGGAACGUGGCUGGCUUCUCUCGCCCCUUCAAGAAGAAGGUUAGCAGCUCCCCCUUCCCUUUCACAAAGAUGGGCCCUCUCCUCACAAAGCGGAAGCCGUACUCUCGAAGGAUGACUUGAGUUUCUUCCACCACCUGUAGAGGGAGAACCGAGAGCGUCGGCUUAGAGAGGGAACCUGGGCCGAGGGGCCCGGUGCUACCCACGCAGGAUCCCCAUCCACAGGCUCCCAGCGCUCUUCUGCCCCUUCCAGCCUGUGUACCGGUUGCGGGGGUGGGGUUUGCCUGGCCCGCCCCUCUGUAACCUUCGUGCUCCCUCUCCUAGGAGGUCAGCCACAGGUCGCCUUCCUUGGCAAGGCUGCUUUUCUGUCCCCUUUGCCCUUCUUGUGGAGCUUUCCUGCCAGAGCCAGUGAUACAGAUCAGGGUGGUUUUGGGGGGAGCUGUUGGAGGCCCAAGGGUCACUGGUUCACACACACAAGAGGCAGG